Messenger RNA from Alexandromys fortis (reed vole), 902 nucleotides. RefSeq names its product muskelin-like. The transcript has 6 exons. The coding region runs from base 156 to 887 and encodes 243 amino acids. Gene Ontology annotation, cellular component: cytoplasm. Gene Ontology annotation, molecular function: protein binding. The record is from RefSeq and is a predicted model, not a curated record. NCBI's taxonomy places the organism in Eukaryota, Metazoa, Chordata, Mammalia, Rodentia, Cricetidae.
GACAGCGUGGGAAACCGGAGGAAGCAGCCGCCAACCAGCCAGUCCCCGCCCAGCGCGUUUGGGUUCGCGGUGCGGCCCCUUUAAGAGCAGGCCACGUCCCCGCCCUCCUCCUGGCGGGGCCGGCGGUCGGCGGCGGCCGCUACGGUGCUGACAAGAUGGCGGCUGGCGGGGCUGUUGCUGCGGCGCCCGAGUGCCGGCUUCUGCCCUACGCGCUGCACAAGUGGAGCUCCUUCUCCUCCACCUACCUUCCCGAGAACAUUUUAGUGGAUAAACCAAAUGACCAGUCUUCCAGAUGGUCUUCAGAGAGCAACUAUCCUCCCCAGUACUUGAUUCUGAAGCUUGAAAGGCCUGCUAUAGUUCAGAAUAUUACAUUUGGAAAGUAUGAGAAAACCCAUGUCUGCAAUUUGAAGAAAUUCAAAGUCUUUGGUGGAAUGAAUGAAGAAAAUAUGACAGAACUGCUGUCUAGUGGCUUGAAGAAUGAUUAUAACAAAGAGACAUUUACCUUGAAACAUAAAAUUGAUGAACAGAUGUUCCCUUGUCGAUUCAUUAAAAUUGUUCCACUUCUUUCCUGGGGGCCCAGCUUUAAUUUUAGCAUCUGGUAUGUUGAGCUUAGUGGCAUUGAUGACCCCGAUAUAGUGCAGCCCUGUCUGAACUGGUACAGCAAGUACCGCGAACAAGAAGCCAUUCGCCUUUGUCUAAAACACUUCAGACAACACAACUAUACAGAGGCUUUUGAAUCCCUGCAAAAGAAAACCAAGAUUGCACUGGAACAUCCAAUGCUGACAGAUAUGCACGACAAAUUGGUCUUGAAGGGUGACUUUGAUGCUUGCGAAGAGUUGAUUGAGAAAGCUGUAAAUGGUAAGAAACUUAGAAACUUGGAUUAUUAGGAUAAUUUCAGUAUU